Aplysia californica (California sea hare) is the source of this 2138-nucleotide messenger RNA. RefSeq names its product transmembrane protease serine 9. Gene Ontology annotation, molecular function: serine-type endopeptidase activity. Gene Ontology annotation, biological process: proteolysis. Lineage: Eukaryota; Metazoa; Mollusca; Gastropoda; Aplysiida; Aplysiidae. The record is from RefSeq and is a predicted model, not a curated record.
AUUGCUGGUUCGUGAAGGGAACAUGUGCGGCAUCCUGUGACCCAAUCACCCAUUCGACGUUGAAGAUUGUAGAGUACAUGUGCCAGGGGAAGCUGCAUUGUUGCCUGCCCCUCAGCCGUGUGAUCACUACAGGGAAUCAUCCAAACAGAAGAGAAUCAACAAAGGCCGUUUCUUCUUCAACAUAUCCCCCACGACGAGUGGGGCCAAGCCUGGGCCCAGAUCAGAGGAAAGACCAGACAAUUGCAAGGGACACCAUACCAGGAGACAAAGCCCGCCCCCUGUGUGGCCGUCCCUCCCACAGAGUGGUCAAGAGAGUGGUGGGGGGCACAGAUGCAGGCAGGUGUGUCUUUCCCUGGAUGGUUUACAUAUCACGUGACGCGGCAGACGAUGACCUGUGUAGCGGAACGCUCAUCUCGGACCGUCACGUGAUCACUGCCGCUCACUGCUUUGACUCGCUGAAGGGCUACAUGCCAAGACUUGUGAUCGGAGAAUAUGACAGGAGCGUAGACCGGCCUCGGGGGGAACUCGUGACGACUUCAUACAAUGUCACCAAGCACCCACGGUACAGCAGGAGCCUCUACAAUUAUGACGUGGCAGUUCUCACUCUCGAUUCGCCUAUUCCUUUGGAGACAUAUGAAUGUAUCCACCCAAUAUGCCUACCAAAGCCAGGUCAAGAUUUCCCCAUUGGCACCGAGUGCACCGUAGCCGGAUGGGGUUCCACAAUCAAAGGGGGAUUCUGGUGGCCCUCUUAUGUGUGAGGAGUUACAACAGUCUAAUGUUUUACCAAAUGCAGACGACGCGGAAGAACAGAUAUUGUACCUUGCAGGCGUCAUUUCGUCUGGUCCAAAUCCCUGUGGCCAGGUCAACGUCCCUGCCAUCUAUACCAAGAUCACAGCUGUUGUUGACUGGAUACAUUCCUUUAUCCAACAAACUAGGCCUACUUGAACUUACGGAAGAACGUCGUCGGGUUUGGAGCUCAUCACAACAUGGUCUAUUGCUGGGGUGGGUCAGAGAAACAUCGUACCGUAGCAAUUACUGGAGAAAGAUUUUGAGUUAUCAUAGACUCAAAGACACAAGUGAAAAAAAAAGAUCGGAGUGAACACUAAAAGUCAUUGAGCCAUUAUAUCCUAUUAUGAUUCUGGUUGAACACUGAUGCAAUUUGAAUUAUGCAAGUGACACUCCCGAAAGAACGCCAAGGGAAGCAGAAAAAAAGUGAAAUGCGAUUAUUUAUUUUUUUUUAAACUCUCUGUAAAAGCAAGUGUAAACAACAGCGCUCUUGAACUGACCGCGGGCAUGGACGAGCACUAUUGUUGAAUUGAUUUUGAAUAGAUCUAGUUGAUUUUUUUUCUUCUUUACGCAUUCGCCUAUGAAUUUUAUAAAGGCUGCACAUUAAGUAAUAAGUGUUGUCAAAUCCCUUGGUCGCUUUUCUUCCUUGUGAUCAUCCUUAUUAUGUAGAAUAAUAUUCAAAAAACCUCUCCAAAGUGACCAACUAAGGUGGUUUUCCUUGACUCCGACUGAAAAGUAAAAGUGUGCUUAGUGCCUUGUUAAAAACUGCACAAAAAGGUAGGGUAUGUUGGUUGGGAGUGGUGAGUGGUGAGGGGGCGUCCAUUCAGUAUUUUCCAAAACAAAAGCAACUUCAUCAUAAUUACAUCCGUUUUGGGAGCACAUUUCAAGACUGGAAAUUUUUUUCUGAGUGAGGAAAAUGAGUUACCGGUUAGGCCUACUUGGGGCCUACUAAAGCGUUCGUUAUUUCGGUACCUUGACCCCAAAAAACGAAACAAACAAAUAAACAAUGACAGUUGCGUUAGCACAUGACACAUGAUGUAUAUGUACGCUGCUAACAUUCAACGAACUAUUUUAACCCUAUCCGUACGCCCUGGGGUCUUAUUGUGAAUACUUCUAGUGCCAAGAUCUCUUUGAAACUUUCAGUAUUUCUAAUAAAAUCAUUUUGACAGACUGCUAUGCAAAGCAGAUCGGAUUAACAAGUAAAUUUCUUCUUUAGAAAGUGGUGGCACUUAGUUCCCCACGUCGUAUGGAUACGAUAGUAAAACACGACAUACGGAUAGGGUUAAUGAAAAUUACCUUGUCUCUGCACAUUAUGGCUUUUCAGCUGCUGAUUAAACUUCUUUUCUCAAAUU